Molecule: messenger RNA, 2325 nt
Organism: Myotis davidii
Lineage: Eukaryota; Metazoa; Chordata; Mammalia; Chiroptera; Vespertilionidae
Gene: PCDHAC2
Product: protocadherin alpha subfamily C, 2
Exons: 1
Biological process (GO): homophilic cell-cell adhesion
Cellular component (GO): plasma membrane
Molecular function (GO): calcium ion binding
Source: RefSeq, a predicted model, not a curated record
UCGCCCAGCCCGCGCUACCUGGAGCUGGACUUGACGAGCGGAGCGCUCUUCGUCAACGAGCGCAUCGACCGGGAGGCGCUGUGUGAGCAGCGGCCUCGCUGCCUGCUCAGCUUGGAGGUGCUGGCGCACAACCCCGUGGCGGUGAGCGCCGUGGAGGUGGAGGUACUGGACAUCAAUGACAACUCGCCGCGCUUCCCGCGGCCCGACUACCAGCUUCAGGUAAGCGAAUCGGUGGCGCCCGGAGCGCGCUUUCACAUAGAGAGCGCGCAGGACCCCGACGUGGGCGCCAACUCGGUGCAGACCUACGAGCUCAGCCCCAGCGAGCACUUCGAGCUGGACCUGAAACCCCUGCAGGAGAACAGCAAGGUGCUGGAGCUGGUGCUGCGCAAGGGCCUAGACCGAGAGCAGGCAGUCUGGCACCACCUGGUUCUCACAGCUGUGGACGGGGGCAGCCCAGCCCGCUCGGGCACGGCACAGAUCUCCGUGCGUGUCCUGGACACGAAUGACAAUUCUCCCUCCUUCGACCAGUCCACUUACCGCGUCCAGCUUCGCGAGGACGCGCCCCCGGGCACAUUGGUGGUGAAGCUGAAUGCCUCAGACCCAGACGAGGGCUCCAACGGGGAGCUCCGGUAUUCCCUGAGCAGCUACACGUCGGACAGGGAGAGGCAGCUCUUCAGCAUCGAUGCCCGCACAGGGGAAGUGCGGGUGAGCGGGGCGCUGGAUUAUGAGGAGGCCUCUUCCUAUCAGAUCUAUGUGCAGGCGACUGACCGGGGUCCGGUGCCCAUGGUGGGUCACUGCAAGGUGCUGGUGGACAUUGUGGACGUGAAUGAUAAUGCGCCAGAAGUGGUGCUCACAGACCUGUACAGCCCGGUGCCUGAGGAUGCUGCACUCAAUACCGUGGUGGCCCUUCUCAGUGUCAAUGACCAAGACUCAGGCCCCAACCGGAAAGUGAGCCUGGGCCUGGAGGCCACACUGCCUUUCCGACUGAAUGGCUUUGGAAACUCCUACACACUGGUGGUGAGUGGCCCGCUGGACAGGGAGCAGGUGGCUGCCUACAACAUCACAGUGACAGCCACUGAUGGGGGAGUACCACCUCUCACAUCCCAGAGGACACUGCAGGUUGCAAUCUCUGACAUCAAUGACAAUCCACCAAGCUUCCCGAAGGACUCCUACUCCGUCUACAUCCAGGAGAACAAUUUGCCAGGAGUGUUGCUCUGCACAGUACAAGCCACAGACCCAGAUGAAAAGGAGAAUGCAGAGGUGACCUACUCCCUCCUGGAGAGGGAGAUUCAAGGGCUGCCAGUCACCUCCUAUGUCUCCAUUGACAGUGCCAGUGGCAGCCUUUACGCUGUCAACUCCUUUGACUAUGAGAAGUUUCGGGAGUUCUUUGUGACCGUGGAGGCCCAAGACAAGGGGAGCCCACCACUGAGCAGCACUGUGACCGCCAACGUGUAUGUGGUGGACGUGAAUGACCAUGCCCCUUACAUCCUGUACCCUACCUCAACCAAUUCGUCAGCAGCCAUUGAGAUGGUGCCUCGGACUGCCCCUGCUGGCUACCUGGUCACCAAAGUCAUAGCCAUGGACUCAGACUCUGGGCAAAAUGCUUGGCUCUUUUACCAUCUGGCCCAGGCUUCUGAUUUGGACCUUUUCAAAGUAGAACUACACACAGGAGAAAUUAGGACUACCAGGAAGAUCGGAGAUGAGAGUGGAACCACUUUCAACCUGACCGUGGUGGUCCGGGACAAUGGAGAUCCAUCACUAUCAGCCUCUGUAUCCAUUACAGUAGCUGUGGUGGAUAGAGUUUCCAAAACCCUCCCUGAUACUCAGAGACAUGUUAGGAGUCCUCGGACAUUCUCUGAAAUAACACUUUAUCUAAUAAUAGCAUUAAGCACAGUGUCUUUUAUAUUUCUUUUGACAAUCAUUGUUUUGAGCAUCAUCAAGUGCUACCGCUACACUGCAUAUGGCACCGCGUGCUGUGGAGGCUUUUGUGGAGUGAGGGAGCGGUGCUCUGCAGAACUGUACAAACAGGCCAAUAACAAUAUUGAUGCCAGGAUACCGCAUGGCCUCAAAGUGCAGCCUCACUUCAUUGAAGUGCGAGGGAAUGGCUCCCUCACUAAGACCUACUGCUACAAGGCCUGUCUGACAGCAGGCUCAGGGAGUGACACUUUCAUGUUUUACAACACAGGGGCGCAGACAGGACCUGGGCCUGGGGGAGCUCAAGCAGCAGCAAGUGACAACAGGCACCUCACAGGCCAAAGUGGACAGAGUGCUGGGAACCUGAUUAUUCUAAAAAAUGAGGCUAUUUCUCAACAUGAGGUGAGAUAG